Molecule: messenger RNA, 1713 nt
Organism: Suillus subaureus
Lineage: Eukaryota; Fungi; Basidiomycota; Agaricomycetes; Boletales; Suillaceae
Product: transcription initiation factor TFIID subunit A-domain-containing protein
Exons: 6
Coding region: 420-1376 (318 amino acids)
Biological process (GO): DNA-templated transcription initiation; RNA polymerase II preinitiation complex assembly
Cellular component (GO): SLIK (SAGA-like) complex; transcription factor TFIID complex; SAGA complex
Molecular function (GO): DNA binding; TBP-class protein binding; protein heterodimerization activity
Source: RefSeq, a predicted model, not a curated record
GGUUUCAACGCCUCACACGCACAAUUGAGCUGUAUUACUCGACUUGAUCAAUCUCUGUCGUAAUCAUGAUUCAUUCAAUACAGCUUGAAUUUUCACGUUCAGCACCCGUGCGCGAGUUCCGCGGCCCACUCUUUCCGUUGCAUAUGGCAAUGCCUCGCACUUGAACCUAUUCGAACUAUCUUUUGUUUCAAUCACACUUGCGACAUACCAUGCAGCAGCUUCCUUCGCAUGGUAAUAUGGAUGAUAAUCUACUACGUAUUGGUGUAUAAUAGAAUUAUUCUUAGAUGUAGAAGCUGCUAAACCCACACAAGUUGCACAGCCUAUAACAGAGUUUAUUACGUAGGUCAUGGAAGAAGUAAAAAUUUCUCACACUUGCGCCACGCCUCUAAGAGCUGGACAAGGAGGAAGAGAAUUCAGAAAUGGCGACGAACGAAGCAGCAACAACAGCGGCUCCUCCAAACCCCGCGAACAUAAUUACCGCCCUGACUAGUGCCUUUAAAAGCCAAAAUGGCGAGGCAGCAUCAAGCACGCGCAUAGCCCAGCUCCUCGAGCAGAACAUGGGCCAACUUGGCGAGCUUAUGCGGCAGGGCAAGCUCACUGCCGUACAGAUCCAGCAGCUGAAAGAUUACGCUGAAAAACACAAGUCCGCGACCAGUGCUGCUUCGGGAAGCGUGACUGGCACUUCGACCGCGAAUGGCAGUACAAAGACCGGGGCUGCUGCAACGACUGCUACUGCUUUUAAAAGCGGGUCACCAGCUCCUGUUCUUACAUCCACACCUGGUGACGGGUAUCCCAUUAGCCAAACUCUCAACACCACCAAUCCAGGGCCCGUCCAGUGGGCAGCUGCACAGCAAGGAAGACCAACUCUUUCAGGCGGAAUGACUAGUGGCAGAGUGUCCGGUACCCCUGCUCAGAUCGCACGAUCCACUGACGACGUUGGCAUGCUCAGCUUAGAGGACAACCGUUCACGAAGAAAGAAUACCCCGGGAGAUCAGAGCAUGAGACGAUCAAUACAAGAUCUCGUCUCAAGUAUUGAUCCCAAUGUUCGGAUCGAACCUGAGGUGGAGGAUCUACUUCUUCAAAUCGCUGAUGAGUUCAUCGACUCGGUCACGAACUUUGGCUGUCGACUAGCAAAACAUCGCGGCGGCGACACGCUCGAAGUCAAAGACCUUCAGCUUCACCUUGAACGUAACCACAAUAUCCGUAUUCCUGGAUUUGCAUCGGAUGACACACGAAUAGCCUUAUCUCAGGCUGCUGUGGCACCUUCCAUGCCUGCAGCGGCAACAAAGAAAGCAGCUCAGGGUACUUCCAUGACUUUACGCAGUCACCGCUUAGCGCAGGUACAACAGGCAAAGAGGGAGAGCAAGCUCGCAUAGUGAAUCGCGCUAAACUUUCUUUGUCGGCGUGAAGCAGACACAGUUUCCAUUACGACCUGCAUGUGCGAGAACGUUCAACGGCUUGCAAGGUUUCACUCUCGGACGCACUGUACUUGACUUUUGCACAGACGCAUUUGCAUAUGAUCCAUUGUACACAGUUUUCCCCAGAGUGCGGAAUCGUCACGACAUUCGAACGUUGUUGUCGAUGAGAAUUGAAGCAAAAGAUCACCAAAUGUUGUUUACUCUUCGCUACCACUAUAGAUAAGAAAUGGAUAUGAACAAUACUUCUCUAUCCGCAGGCGACAGCCCAAUUAAAAAAAUCAGCAUCACGAUACAG